CAAAGACAAGCUUCAUUCAUCCCCCCAACUGGACUCGCUACACCACCCAGAAACGUCCCGUGCAAAUCUUCGAGUUAUUUACCAGCUUCAGCUAGCUAAAUUUAACGUUAAGAAGGAAAGGAGAAAUUUCUAUAAAAUUGAGUUUUUCUUUGUUUUCUUGUUUGAUAGAUCUCAUGGCAUCUACGGAUAAUCCAGUAAGAGUAGUGGAGAUUUGCCCAGUCACACCGCCCUCCGACUUUCCUGAGUCUGCCACCGAGUUUUCUCUUCCUCUUACUUUCUUUGACACUUUCUGGUUCAAGUUCCACCCAAUUGAGCGACUCUUCUUCUAUGAACUCACGGAUGUAACCCCUGCUUUUUUCAACUCUGUCAUCCUCCCUAAACUCAAGCAAUCUCUCUCUCUUGCUCUCCUCCACUUCCUCCCUAUCGCUGGAAAACUCACCUGGCCACCACACGCAGCCAAACCCUUCAUCCACUAUGCCCCAAACGACGGAGUUUCAUUCACAAUCGCAGAGUCUGAUGGGGAUUUUCAUCAUCUUUCAGGUAGGAUUCUUGAAGCAGCCGAGUCAUACCCUUACGUACCAGAGUUGCCUGUAUACGACGACACAGCAGAAAUCAUAUCCUUUCAAAUAACAUCGUUUCCUAGUCAAGGCUUUUGCAUUGGCAUCUCUUCCCACCAUGCCAUUCUUGAUGGCAAAAGUGUAACCAUGUUCAUUAGAGCAUGGGCUCACAUUUGCAAACAGUGGGAAAAGGAGACGCACCCAAGUUUGUUGACGGAUCUAACUCCCAUUUUUGAUCGGACAAUUAUUCAGGACCCGGAAGGGCUUGACGAGGUGUACUUGAACAACUGGUUCAACUUCUUCAAGUCGAUAGGUCUUGAUGCCAACCCCAGAAGCCUGAAGCUCUUGCCGUUUUAUGGCUCACCUCCAGACAACCUUAUGCGAGGAACGUUCGAGUUUUCUCGUGAAGAUCUAAACAAACUCAGACAAAAGAUACUCGGUCAAUUGGAAAAGGUUCCUAAAGAAGAACCAGAUCAAAUAAACCCCAUUCAUUUAUCAACUUUUGUGGUCAGUUUUUCAUAUGCAGCGGUUAACAUAGUUAAAGCCAAGGGAUUAGAAAGAAAUAGAAAGGUGAUACUUGGAUUUACAGCAGAUUGUCGAGCUCGUUUGUGCCCUCCUGUUCCUGCAAAUUAUUUUGGCAAUUGUGUUGGCAUCUCUGCUGAUGAUGAUUUAGAAGCAGAAGUUAUCAUGGAAGAAAAUGGGCUUGCCUUUGUCGCACAAAGGCUUAGCAAGUUGAUUAAGAAAUUAGAGAAAGGAGCUCUUGAGGGUGCAAAAGGGAAGCUUGAAUGGGCUUUGUCAAUGCCACCAGGAUCAGUAGCGGUUGGGGUUGCUGGAUCACCCCGAUUCAAGGUUUAUGAGAUGGAUUUUGGAUGGGGGAGGCCUAAGAAAAUGGAGAUUACAUCCAUAGAUCGGAGAGGAUCCAUUUCUAUGGCGGAGAGCAAAGAUGGGAGUGGCGGAGUCGAGAUUGGUGUGGCAUUGAAGAAGCAUGAGAUGGAUAUAUUCGAUUUACUGUUUACUAAUGGCCUUAGAGAUCUUUACUGAGGUACAAGAAAUUUCCCACUUUUCAAUUGAUUUUUUCUAAUGUUAAAAAGAAUUGAUUGUUUCUGUUAUGGAGGAUUUUUGCCUAAAUCCAGUUUAUUAUAU
Messenger RNA from Manihot esculenta (cassava), 1700 nucleotides. RefSeq names its product phenolic glucoside malonyltransferase 1. Bases 174 to 1598 code for a protein of 474 amino acids. The transcript is spliced from 2 exons. The record is from RefSeq and is a predicted model, not a curated record. Lineage: Eukaryota; Viridiplantae; Streptophyta; Magnoliopsida; Malpighiales; Euphorbiaceae.